UCAACGUAAUAAUAGGAUCUUCAGAAUGACAACAUGUUGCACUGAGUAAUACCAUCAGCAGUCCCCAGAGCCAAAUGUUGUGCGGUCCGCUGCAUUUGCCUUGUCAAACCUUGCUCGAGGCAAAGAGGCAAAUAUCAAGGCAUUGAUGGACGCAGGGAUUGCUGAGCCGUUACUGCAGUUGUUACAGGUGAAGACUGAUCAAGGCACAAUGGCCGAAGCGGCUUGGACUCUUACCUACCUGACUGCAGGGGGAGAGUUUGAGCAAAGCUUCGUGUCAAUGGGACUCAUUCCGAAACUUGUUGCAGCGAUGGAAGUGCUAUCGAAGCAGAAGCCCCAUGACUCAGCGGUACUUACACCUCUAAUCCGUUGCCUUGGCAACAUUUGCACUGGUCCAGAAAACAUUGUUACCAUGGCAACUGAAGAUGGAACUCUUCUUCCCACCAUUGGCCGUCUGCUUCAGUCCGACCAUCGUCACAUUAAGAAGGAAACUUUGUGGGCCGUUAGCAACAUGACAGAGGUGUUGAGUGUCUGUGAACAGAUCAUUACCCUAGGUCUGCUACCUAACAUCAUAUCUUGCCUGGAUACGACCUUUGACAUCAAGAGAGAGGCAGUUGUGUGUCUGUGUAACCUAGCGUACCAUGGUGCUACAUUCUGUCAGCAGUUAAUACAACAUGGUGCGUUUCCAGGGGUCAUCAGCAUGCUGAAAGAUGCUGAUCCUGCGGCUGUGGGUUUGGUUCUGGGCUUCUCAGAUAUGAUCCUCAAAAAUAAUGAAAACGGGAAGCAUUUGUUUGAGGAGCACGGUGGUUUGACUCUUCUUGAACCCCUGGAGUAUCACAACAAUCCAACCAUUCACAGUCAGGUAGCGGAGUUCCUUGAGACUUACUUCUACCAUGAUGCGGACAAGGGCUCCUGAUCUGUUGAUUGAUUUUAUGAUCGAUCUUCUUUAGUGAGACGAUAAGUUGAGGAUGGAGAAGUUUGGAUCAUGAAGGGAGGUAGCGAAAAUUUUCCAACGAUUAAGAUUUUAUUAUGGUGAGACAAAACAACGGGAUCUGGGUUAAAAAAAUUGUAUAAUAUAAUUUGUUUUUAUCCUUACACUGAUAAUAAUAAUUAUUUUAAUAAAUAAGGGCUU
This is a messenger RNA of Asterias rubens (European starfish), 1129 nucleotides long. Its product is annotated as importin subunit alpha-2-like. The record is from RefSeq and is a predicted model, not a curated record. The coding region runs from base 146 to 913 and encodes 255 amino acids. Gene Ontology annotation, biological process: NLS-bearing protein import into nucleus. NCBI's taxonomy places the organism in Eukaryota, Metazoa, Echinodermata, Asteroidea, Forcipulatida, Asteriidae. Gene Ontology annotation, molecular function: protein binding; nuclear import signal receptor activity. Gene Ontology annotation, cellular component: nucleus. The transcript is spliced from 8 exons.